Molecule: messenger RNA, 1217 nt
Organism: Manacus vitellinus (golden-collared manakin)
Lineage: Eukaryota; Metazoa; Chordata; Aves; Passeriformes; Pipridae
Gene: MRM1
Product: mitochondrial rRNA methyltransferase 1
Exons: 5
Coding region: 1-603 (200 amino acids)
Biological process (GO): rRNA methylation
Cellular component (GO): mitochondrion
Molecular function (GO): RNA methyltransferase activity; RNA binding
Source: RefSeq, a predicted model, not a curated record
AUGGGACACGACCCUGAGGCAUUUGAAACCCCCGAACGGGAGGAUCAACUGUCCCUCCUGCUCUCCAUAGUAAAACACAGCCCUACAGUGAGGGGGAUCGUAGUGCACUGGUUGGAGUGGGUUGCAGAGGCAAUAGAAGGGAAUACAGAGACAGAAAUUCGCCUGGAUUUCCUUUUUUGGCUCUCGUAUGACACUUUUCCUUUGUUUUUCCCUUGCAGCUGCCCCCUGACUCCGACAGUGAGCAAAGCCAGUGCUGGAGCCAUGGAGGUCUUUGAUGUCUACAGCACAGAUGAUCUCCAGAGCUUUUUGAAGGCUAAAAUUGCAGAAGGCUGGGAAGUGGUGGGGACAACCAGCAAACCCGAGGAUGUGGAAGAUGUCCCUGUCAUCAGUUGCUUGGAAUUUCGGUGGGAUAAACCCCUUAUUGUAGUGAUAGGUAGUGAAGGGGAGGGCCUUUCCCUGGAGACACAGCUGCUGUGCCAUCGGGUGCUGGCCAUCCCCCCUGGCAGAGCCCUGCACCCCGGCGUCGACUCGCUCAACGUCUCUGUUGCUACUGGUAUCCUCCUGCACUCCAUCUGCAGCCAGAAACGGAGGCACGGAGACUGAAAUCCUCUCUGUGUGGUGGGGGAGGCUGCUCAGCAUUCCCUGGCUCUGCUCAGUGUGGAUAUGGAAGAGCUCUUCCCAGAGUCUCCACCGUCCCUGCAGGUCACAGGCAGAGCCCCACUGGCUGAUGCAGGAUGCCACCAGAUCCCUGGCUUAGUGCCCAGGGCAGACACCUCCUGUCCUGAGUAGCACUGGGGAGGAGCAGCUCCAGGGAGGGGAAAGACGAAGCCAGCCCUGAAAGCAUCCAGCUGUAUCCUUCAGUUCUGGCAGGAAAACACCCAGGGGUGGCUGUGAGCUUUGUGCUUGUCGUGCAUCACUUGAGCUGUGGAGAGAAUUUGGGCUGUGGGGGGAAAGUGCUCGGCUGGUGCUGCCACUGAGCCAAGCCCUGUGCCCACCCUGAGCCCACCCUGAGCCCACUCAGCAGGGAGAGGGAGCUGCCAAGAGCCUGCUGUGCUUUGGAACCCUCAGCAGGGACUUCCCCAUGAGGAGGUGGUUUCUCUGUGUUUGGCUGUAAACCAGGUGGGAGCCCUGCCGAGGGAUGGAUGUGAGCUGUUGGAAAAAAACCCACAGCCCGUGGAAAUAAAGCUCCUGUAAAGUUUGUUGUAGACUCGAAUCAA